This is a messenger RNA of Halichondria panicea, 2024 nucleotides long. RefSeq names its product histone deacetylase 6-like. The transcript has 15 exons. Bases 121 to 1902 code for a protein of 593 amino acids. Gene Ontology annotation, biological process: negative regulation of transcription by RNA polymerase II. The record is from RefSeq and is a predicted model, not a curated record. Gene Ontology annotation, cellular component: histone deacetylase complex. Lineage: Eukaryota; Metazoa; Porifera; Demospongiae; Suberitida; Halichondriidae. Gene Ontology annotation, molecular function: transcription factor binding; histone deacetylase activity; zinc ion binding.
CUCUAUUACCCUCCUGCGGCUAUGCCCCGAGGCAUAACAAUUUUUUUAAAGUUGCCAGGUAUUUUUCUUGACCAGAUCAUAGACCAGAUAUAGAUCAGGCUAGGCUGCGCUGAUAUCAUUAUGGCAGAUGGAGAUCAAUCAUCAGGCACAGCUAAAGCUAGUGUGCUUGAGGGUGAAGUUAAAAGCAAAAAUGGAAGGACAACUGGGGUGAUAUAUGACAGGCGUAUGCUCAAACAUUUCAAUGAGUUGAACCCCAAUCAUCCUGAGACUCCUGAGCGGAUUGAGCAUACUUGGAAUGAUUUGGAGUCUCUGGGGUUACUCCAGCAAUGCACACAACUGGAAGCAAGGGAGGCUACCAAAGAAGAGAUAUUGUUGGUCCACCAUGAGGAGCACUACCAACUUCUGUCUACUUGUGAGAAUCUGAGUAAAGAAGACCUGUUGGCACUCAGUGGCGCUUACAGCUCUGUCUACCUCAACAAUUUUUCAUUUGAAGUUGCUAAGUUGGCUGCUGGAUGUGUGUUGGAGUUGACUCAGCAAGUUGUAGCUGGAAAUGUGGACAAUGGCUUUGCUCUUGUUAGACCUCCUGGUCAUCAUGCUGAGUUUGUCUGUGCUAUGGGGUUCUCACUCUUCAACAAUGUCGCCAUGGCAGCAAAAUACGCUGUGGAAAAACUUGGUCUAAAGCGUGUUCUGAUAGUGGACUGGGAUGUGCAUCAUGGCAAUGGGACUCAGAAUAUGUGUUAUGAUGACAAAAGAAUAUUGUAUGCUUCCCUCCAUCGCUAUGACUACGGCUAUUUUUACCCGUGUCGUAAAGAAGCAGGCCCCACGUACACUGGGGGUGACAAUGCCCCUGGCUCCAAUGUCAACGUAGCAUGGAAUGGGGACAUGAUGGGUGACUCAGAGUACCUGGCUGCAUUCCAUCAUAUUAUCAUGCCCAUCGCUUGUGAGUUUGGCCCAGAGCUGGUACUGGUAUCGUGUGGGUUUGACGCAGCGGAGGGGGACCCUCUUGGAGGUUACUCUGUCACCCCAGCUGGUUAUGCUCACAUGACCCACUUGCUAAUGUCACUAGCUCAGGGGAAACUGGUAUUUGCUCUUGAGGGUGGCUACAAUCUCGCAAGUAUCUCAAAGUCCACCAGUCAGAUAAUCUCUACCAUCAUGGGAAAAUUCCCCCUGCCCCUCCCACCAAAUGCAUCGCCUUGUGAGAGUGCAUUGCGUAGCAUCCUGGAGACAGGAAGAGCCCACUCUGCCCACUGGAAAACCAUGAGAAUUUUCGAUGAGCAAGUCUCUGAUGAGUCCAGUCCACCUCCCUUAACUCCUCCGACUCAUGAUAUAACCGAGGAGUUUGGAAGAGGAGGACCCCAUCAUACUAUUGAAGCAGUAAAGAAAAAGUUGAAAGUGCAGGGAAGAGACGAAUCAUCUGAGCUAACAGAUUUACCUGAGGCUGUGGAGGACAAGAAUGAGACGGAAUCACCUGUUGGAGCUUCUGUGACUGGGGCAAGCAAGGACACAAUUACAAGGGAUGAGAUUUUUGGAGUAAUGGAAGAAUUUGGUCAUACUGAGUUGUUCGCAGUGACCCCGCUCCCCUGGUGCAGGCAUCUGUCUAUCGGUGUGAGACCCCUCCCAUCAGAGGGUAUUGAUGCUAGUGCGUGUUGUGAGAAGUGCUCGGUCAAGCAAGAACCCUGGGUCUGCCUCACCUGUUACCAUGUAUACUGUGGACGUUACAUCAAUGAGCACAUGGUCCAACAUAAUGAGCAAUCAGGACACUGUGUUGCGUUGUCACUGGCUGAUAUCUCAGCAUGGUGUUUCAAGUGUGACAGCUAUAUAGACAACCCGGUGCUCAAUCCAGCCAAAAACUCUGCUCAUCUCAGUAAAUUUGGCACAACGAGACCUGGACCUUCAAUGUGAUGGCCAUUGGAUAAUGACAUUUAAAUAAUGUGGUCAAGUUUUUAUGCGUGUGUGUGUGUUGUGUUGUGUGACUAUAAACAUUGUAUGUUUUCUUUCAGUUUAUAACAAUUUCAAUUUCAGUU